This is a messenger RNA of Centruroides sculpturatus (bark scorpion), 2059 nucleotides long. RefSeq lists its product as uncharacterized. The transcript has 11 exons. The record is from RefSeq and is a predicted model, not a curated record. Gene Ontology annotation, biological process: protein modification process. The annotation marks the transcript as partial. NCBI's taxonomy places the organism in Eukaryota, Metazoa, Arthropoda, Arachnida, Scorpiones, Buthidae.
UCGACCUCAUCUGUUGAUCUGCUUCACCUUUUCCGAUCCUUUAAACUGCUGGCAGAAGAGUAACAGGCAGGGUGUUAAGUUGAACAAACUCCCUUCUCUUCGUAGCAAUAUUUGGCAAAGAGAAGCCAUUUGUUCCCUUCUUCGCAACUCUAACGUAUCUUGUUACGUCCUGCCAUCUGACUACGACGUCUUUAUUUCAUCUGCCACUUCUUCUAAUCUCAAUUGGUUAGUACAACUUCAAUCUGGAGAGAAUUGGAAGGUGCUGGAAGCAUCGGACAUUAUCAAACAAAUGGACGAAUUUCGUUCCAUUCGAGCCAUUAUACAACCUUAUCCAUCGUUACCUCUAACAAUACUGGGGCAACCUGUAACCCUUCGAAUCUACAUCCUCAUCACAUCGACCUUCCCUCUAAGGGCAUACUUACACACGCAAGGAAUCGUUUACAGAAGGCAUUUGGUAGGGAAUAGAACUUUAAGAAAGAUACCGAGCCAAGUAUGGAACAUGAAUCAGUUCUGGAACCAUCUAAGGAUUAAAAAUGGCGAUCAUUCCGUCAGAUUAGCUAUAAGAAGAUUGUUUGGUGUUCUGGUUCAGAUUUUAUUAUCCCUAGAAACCCUGCUUUCUACCGAAGAUAAUGCUCAGAGAAGGCGAGAUUUUUACUUUAAAAAUAAUGCCAUGCGUCUCCGUCCAUGGUUUCGAGUUCGAUGUAUUCGCGAUUGGUUGUGCCUCGCUCUAUUGUUGACUUCACUUAGUUUGUACUUCAACCAUAGAGUUUUUAAUCCUCAAUAUCACUCUACCUUCAGUGGUUUCGAUUCUUCGACUACUUUAAAGAGGAGCAUCUUAAAUCAGAUCGGAAAUGAAAGCGGAAGUACAUCCUGUAUUAGAAGUCGAAUUCAUCGACUUCUUACCGAAAUCGAAGAGAAGACUCUUAGAUUAUGGAAAGAAACUAAUUCCAAAAUAGCGUUAGUCAGGGGUCAAAGUUCGAUCAUCGCACGAGACUUCUCUACUUAUCAAGCAGUACUAGAAAAUCUGGGUUUUAUCGUCAAGACGUGGUCGUCCGGCAACAACUCCGACAAUCUUCGACCUCAUCUGUUGAUCUGCUUCACCUUUUCCGAUCCUUUAAACUGCUGGCAGAAGAGUAACAGGCAGGGUGUUAAGUUGAACAAACUCCCUUCUCUUCGUAGCAAUAUUUGGCAAAGAGAAGCCAUUUGUUCCCUUCUUCGCAACUCUAACGUAUCUUGUUACGUCCUGCCAUCUGACUACGACGUCUUUAUUUCAUCUGCCACUUCUUCUAAUCUCAAUUGGUUAGUACAACUUCAAUCUGGAGAGAAUUGGAAGGUGCUGGAAGCAUCGGACAUUAUCAAACAAAUGGACGAAUUUCGUUCCAUUCGAGCCAUUAUACAACCUUAUCCAUCGUUACCUCUAACAAUACUGGGGCAACCUGUAACCCUUCGAAUCUACAUCCUCAUCACAUCGACCUUCCCUCUAAGGGCAUACUUACACACGCAAGGAAUCGUUUACAGAAGGCAUUUGGUAGGGAAUAGAACUUUAAGAAAGAUACCGAGCCAAGUAUGGAACAUGAAUCAGUUCUGGAACCAUCUAAGGAUUAAAAAUGGCGAUCAUUCCGUCAGAUUAGCUAUAAGAAGAUUGUUUGGUGUUCUGGUUCAGAUUUUAUUAUCCCUAGAAACCCUGCUUUCUACCGAAGAUAAUGCUCAGAGAAGGUGUCAACAAUGCUUCCAAUUGUUAGGAUUCGACAUCCUGUUCGACAUAUCCCUGCACCCGUACGUAGUAGAAGUGAACGGGCAGCCAGAUAUGAGGCAUACAGACAACGUCAUGACCAAUAACAUCAAAAGGGGUGUAGUUAGUGACACCACGAACUUAGUAUUCGCCAUAGAUUCGGUCAGCGAUCGAGUUACAGAAGCAUUAAUGAGAUUAGAUCCGGAAGCAAUUGGAAUUCUGGGCAUUAACUGUCGGGUUAAUCACGAAUUUUGUUUGAGUUAUACCGAUUUAAAUCUCUUAUUGGAUACCCAAAGAGAAUAUUUGAAUAGAGGAGGAUUUAUUCAG